UCCUGUUGGUGUGGUGUGUCCUGGGAGAAGGCCUCGUGCGUGGCAUUCGCGGGAGUUUUGGAAAUAAAGUUUGUUCCUGCUUGAGUGGCUCAUGAUUUUGUGCCCAGACAGACUGCGGCAUUUGGUGGCCCAUACGGGGAACGCCUGAAUCUUGGGGGUAUAAUCAUCUGAAAAUGAAAAUUAUAAUUUUUCUUGGACUCUUGGGAGUUACAUUUUCAGCCCCGCUUAUCCCACAACGCCUUUUGUCUGCGAGCAAUAGCAAUGAGUUACUUCUGAAUCUGAAUAAUGGUCAGUUUUUGCCACUACAGCUUCAGGGCCCAUUUAAUUCAUGGAUCCCCCCCUUCUCUGGCUUUCUACAACAGCAGCCGCAGGCUGGAAUUCCAGGACAGCCGCAGCUCUCACUGUCAACUCUAGACCAGUUUGCUGGACUAUCCCCAAAUCAGAUAUCUUUCCCCAGACAAGUCGGUUUUGCCCAAGGAGCUCAAGCAGGCCAGCUGGGCCCCUCACAGCCUCAGGCACUGCCACAGACCCAGCAGGGUCCUAAUCACAGGAUGAUGCCCUAUGUAUUUCCCUUCAAAAUGCCUCAAGAACAAGCACAGAUGCUUCAAUACUAUCCAGUGUACAUGCUCCUACCCUGGGAACAACCUCAACAAACAGUCACUCAGUCACCCCAACAAACAGGGCAGCAAAAAUUUGAGGAACAGAUACCAUUCUAUACUCAAUUUGAAUAUAUUCCACAACAAGAAGAACCUGGUGUACCAGGAGGACAACAGCAAUUGGCUCUUGACACCCUCUUAGGCACAGCUCCUGAAACUGUUGUGAUGCCAGGAGGAGGAGUGCUACCAUAUUUACAGAAAGAAGUGAUAAAAUUUAGACAUGACAGUGCAGGAGCUUUCAUGCCUUCCACCUCACCAACACCCAGCAACACCAAGGCUUUUGCUUCUGCUCUAAAUCCAACUAUUGCCUCAGUGCUUCCAGAAGAGAAGGCCAAGACUGAUAACCUAAGAGAACCAUAAGAUGUUGUUUUAAGCAUUCAGAAAUUUUGGAGAAAAUGAUGCAGCAGUGCCCUGGAUGUCAAUUUAGACUAUUAGCUUCCUCAAUGCUAGUAUCAGUGCUUUGAAAUGUGCAAAAUAUCUUCACUUUUCUCCUGAAUUUAUCCUACUUACAAAUGGUAUUGUAGUAUUUAAAUAUGUUAUUCAAUUAUGCAGUAAGUUCUAUAUUCACAAAACUUGAUUUCUUUUCAAAUAUUCUAUCAUUGCAUAAUCUGAAGUAUAAUAACACGAAGAACAAAGCUAAUAUCAUUAAAUCAAUUGGAAAAUUGUAUUAAUAAAGGAUGACUCUGAAAAAUUGUAUUAUCCAUGAGAAUAAAGAUAUACUG
This is a messenger RNA of Marmota monax (woodchuck), 1378 nucleotides long. It is a transcript of the gene Odam, whose product is annotated as odontogenic, ameloblast associated. NCBI's taxonomy places the organism in Eukaryota, Metazoa, Chordata, Mammalia, Rodentia, Sciuridae. The record is from RefSeq and is a predicted model, not a curated record. The transcript is spliced from 12 exons. Bases 174 to 1016 code for a protein of 280 amino acids.